Molecule: messenger RNA, 641 nt
Organism: [Candida] anglica
Lineage: Eukaryota; Fungi; Ascomycota; Pichiomycetes; Serinales; Debaryomycetaceae
Source: the annotation of a GenBank genome assembly
UUUAGUUUGGUUUAGAUUUUCUUUUAUUGAACGUUGUCCUUUCAUUCCUUUCUAGCCUACACGACACGUUCACCAAGACAUCAUGGGUUUGUUAAUGUCUAAAUUGUUUAAAAACCGGGAGAUGAGAAUAUUGAUGUUGGGUCUUGAUAACGCCGGGAAGACCACCAUUUUGUACAAGCUCAAGCUUGGGAAGACAUCCAAGACUGUGCCAACGGUAGGGUUCAACGUGGAGACCGUCAAGCACAAGAACGUUUCGUUUGCCGUAUGGGAUUGUGGUGGACAAGAAAGAAUCAGACCGUUAUGGAGACAUUAUUUCACAGGGACAAACGCGUUGAUCUACGUGGUUGACCUGUCUGACUUGGACCGGUUGGAGGAGUCCAAGAAGGAAUUGUUGCGUGUGAUCAGCGACAAGGAAUUGAGUAAUUGUCUUUUGAUUGUGGUGGCCAACAAGCAAGAUGUACCAUCGGCCAUCAAGCCAAAGGAAUUGAUUGAUCGAUUCGAGUUGAACAACUUGUCUGGCGAUCAUACAUGGUCGGUCAUCCCAACCAUUGCCAUUGAUGGAACUGGUCUUGUGGAGACUUUGAACUGGAUCUCGAACCACAGCAAGUGAAGCGGUGUUUAAUACUAUGUAGACUGGUAUC